This is a messenger RNA of Ictidomys tridecemlineatus (thirteen-lined ground squirrel), 717 nucleotides long. RefSeq names its product ribonuclease P/MRP subunit p14 (gene Rpp14). Gene Ontology annotation, biological process: tRNA 5'-leader removal. Gene Ontology annotation, molecular function: ribonuclease P RNA binding. Lineage: Eukaryota; Metazoa; Chordata; Mammalia; Rodentia; Sciuridae. Gene Ontology annotation, cellular component: nucleolus; multimeric ribonuclease P complex. The record is from RefSeq and is a predicted model, not a curated record.
AAAGAUAAAGAAUAAGUGAAUUAUGCAAUUAUGUUAGAAGGUGGCAAAUGCCCUGAGACAAAAGAGCAGGGUCAGGGCAAAGAGGGGGCGAUGCAGUAUUAGGAUGGGCACUAGGCUACAGAGACAGAUUGGGCAGAAAACCAGAAAGAAGGCAAAAGAGUGAACCAUGUGGCUCCUUGAAGAAAGCUGAAGCUGAGGCCCAGAGGCGGGAGAAACAGGUGGAGGAGAAGGAACUGGGAGGUGUGAUCAGCACUGAAAAAGAUGCCAGCACUGGCUACCACAUACGAAAGAAUAGUUUACAAAAAUCCCUCUGAGUACCACUACAUGAAAGUGUGCCUGGAAUUUCAAGAUCAUGGAGUUGGUCUGAAUGCUGCACAGUUCAAACAGCUGCUUAUUUCUGCCCUAAAGGACCUGUUUGGGGAGGUUGGUGCUGCCUUACCUGUGGAUGUCCUGACCUAUGAAGAGAAGACCUUGUCAGCCAUCCUGAGAAUAUGUAGCAGUGGUCUAGUCAAAUUGUGGAGUUCUUUGACCCUGUUAGGAUCCUACAAAGGCAAAAAAUGUGCUUUCAGAGUGAUUCAGGUCUCUCCAUUUCUCCUCGCAUUAUCUGGUAACAGUAGGGAAUUAAUAUUGGAUUGAAUAGUCUUCAAUUUCAGAAACUUUCCUCUGCUCUCAAAAGUACUUUUUGGUGGCUACAUACUUUGAAAACAGAAGCAGGCU